CACGUGCGUCGCGCGGUCGCGUAUCGCGCACGCGAUUGGUCGGCGAUCGGAGCGCACUUCGCUCGCAGAGCAGCUAUGCAAAUUCGUCCGGAACGGUGGGUCCACGCGUGCGGGGGAACGAACGGGGUCCCAUGACGUUUGUGACAGUUUGUCACGCGCACGUGUCCGCGAGCGGUCGCGCGUUUCGUCGGACUGCGUUCGGAACGGGCAGAUAUCUCCUCGCCGCCGCUGCUGGAUUGCCAUGACCGGCCGCGUUGAUCCCGCGCGAGGAAGUGCCGCUGAUGAUCGAUACAUCGCCACGUAUAACGCGUUGCCGCUGUCGCUGCCGCUGCUGUCCGGCACCGAUUGAGGUCUGGACCGCCAGUAGGUGACUCGGGCCGACGUCCUCCGUCGCGGUUCGCGAUGACGAGCAAGAAGGGUCACACCCUCCGCAUAGAGUCCGAGAUCGAUCGGAAUCGCGAGGAUGGCAACUGGAAGAAGGUUAUACAGCUCGCGGAACACUUAAAAGUGCAGUACCCCAGCAACGAAUGUCUGGCGAAUUUCUUAAGCGGGGAAGCGAGAUUGGAGAGCUUUCUGGAGCAAACUCCGCCGAUAGACGCUAAUAUCGUCAAGGCACGAAAUGGAUUAACGGAAACGCGGACGUACCUGUUGCUAGCUGCUAAUGAGAAAGAUAAACAGGCGUUAGUCGUACUGGACGCUCACCUGCUACUUGGAAAGCUCCACUAUGCGAUGGGAAUGUACGAGGACGCGCUACACCACUAUCAACAAGCCGAACUAGACACACUCACAGAAAAGCAAUUACCUUGUCGAAGUUUACGUAUUAUAGCAGAGUCGUAUGCAAUUAAAGAGAAAGAAAGAUCGUUUACUUUAGACACUGACAAACAUUUGUCCUGCCGAAGACUGCGCAUUAUUGCAGAAUCGUAUGCGAUCAAAGGUCUCUGUCUGGAAAGGCUACCGCCAAACUCGAAGUCGAAAUACAAGAUCGCAGAAUGGCAGGAACAGAUAAUCAAGUGUUACGAGAUUUCUGGCGACUUGACGCUGGUGUACUUGCAGGAGCAAGACAAAAUUGCUAUGCAGCAACAAAAUGGUAUUUCCACUAUAAUCACAAAUAGUAAUACAGGUACGUACUCCACACCAACUCCAGUUUCCACAAAGCAAAUCGGUCCCAUUUUGGAGACCGCGCUGCAAAGAGCGCCGAUAUUGUACGUUCAAACCGGCAACAUACAAGCCGCUGUUAAUCGUUAUAGGGAGAUUUUAUCUGCUGUUGAAUCUACAACCACUCAGAGUCUGCGGGUAACGCUGACCAGACAGUUGGCGGAAGUGUUGCUACGCGGCAUAAGCGGCGCCGACUACAAACCACCGGACGGACAAACUGACACAAUGGCAGCCGUGAGUAAUAGACGGGCGAAUCAUUACUCGGGCGCAAAUCCGUCGGAUUCGCCAUGGAAACCAAAGAAAUACGUGGGACCGAAUAUGUUCGUCCCCAGGAACGAGUACGAGGAGUCGAUCCUGCUGUUACUGAUCAGCGAGGCGAUGGCGGUGAGGGACGCCGUUCUCAGCCAAUCGCCCGAAUUCAAGGAAGCCAGGAUACACGCGUUCGAGAACGCCACCGCUAUCUACGAUCUACUCACGGUUGUCGUCGUCAGAUGGAGUCAAGUGGAACUUUUACACGAGUCUUUCGAAAGGGCAAUGAAAUUCUCUCACGAGGAGGUGCACAUAUGGACGCAGUACGCGCUAUGCCUGAUCAGCAUGGGAAGGUACAUGCACGCGUAUAGAGUUUUGAAGGUAGUCGCCAGGCUAUCGCCUCAGAAAGUGAUGCCCUGUCUGUUGGCGGCGAGGCUGUGUUACGAGCAGUUGAAUAUGAUAAACGAAGGUGUUGAAUGGAGUCAAAAGGCUCUGCAACGAGAGACGGCGAGUCCGCAGGGGAUGCAGUCUAGAUGCCACUUGUACAUCGGGAUCGGUCACAGUAUGCUCUCCACGAACACAAUCGUCAAGCAGGACAAGGUGAAUCACACGAACACCGCGUUGGACUGCUUUCAAAAGGCGCAACAGUGCGAUCCCAACGAUCAUCUGGCCGAGUAUUAUCUCGCUCACGAGUAUGCGAUAAACAGGCAGAUAACCGACGCCAUCGUGCACGUGAAAAUUGCGCUGAAUCUACGGGCAGAGCACAUUCCGUCGUUGCAUUUAUUCGCGUUACUCCUGUCGGCACACAAGCAGUAUUCCGAGGCGUUGCACGUGAUAAACAGCGUGCUGGAGGAAUACCCGGACAACUUGAAUUUCCUCUACGUGAAAGCGCAUCUCGAGUUGCGUAGUAUCGGCGGUGUCGACGCGCUAUACACGAUCAGCCACAUGCUGCAUCUGUGGAAAAGUCUCUAUGAGGAUCAGACGAAUGUUAAUUGUAACGAGCAACACAGCGAGAAGCGCAGCGAGACCAGAAGCGUCUUUCAGCUCUACACGUCGGAAAUGUCCGAUAAGGACUCGAGUUCCCUGCAUGCGCAAUCAUUAGCCGCUUCGAGAGUCGAGCAAGCCCUUUCCGAGGUCGCCUCGUCAAUUAGCUCGUUCACACCGAAGCCAGGGCCGCAGAGAGCAUGGCUGCUGCAAUUGCAGAUCUGGCUUCUGCUCACCGAGGUUUUCCUUAUCCUGGACCAACCGAACGGUGCCGUUCUGUCCCUCCAAGAGGCCACCAACAUCUUCCCGUUGAGUCACCACAUUAUGUACACGCGUGGCCUUCUGCACGAGUACAAGUUGGAGUACACGGAAGCGAAGCAAUGCUAUCAAAACGCUGUUUCAAUCAAUCCUUCGCACAUAAAGAGUUUACAACACCUGGGUCUUAUUUAUCACUAUUUGGGUAGUCAGAGACUGGCAGAGAAAACCUUGAGGGACGCCGCGAAAAUCGAUCCAAAUUCUCAUCAGACUUGGUAUAAUUUGGGGAUGGUGUUGGAAUCGUUGGGCGAGGUGGAGGCUGCCAGUGACUGUAUGGCAACGGCGUUGGAGGUCGAAACGACAAAUCCCAUUCUGCCGAUUCUGUCGAUACCGGUGACCUUCGAGUAAUCCUCGGGUUCCUAGGAGAAUACAAGAUUCGGCGAAAUCACGGUUUACUUUUUCUCUUUACGUUCGUAAUUUUCCGCGGGCAUUUCCCUCGCCUUCCCGUCAAUAGUACCUGGACACGUUGUACUAUUGUAUAAACUCAUUGUUAAAAAGAGAAAGAGAAGAGAUACUUUAAUUGUACAAAAUAGUUACAAUCGAUGUAAUAAAUUCGAAUAAAGUCUUACCUCCAGAAUGUCG
Molecule: messenger RNA, 3285 nt
Organism: Wasmannia auropunctata (little fire ant)
Lineage: Eukaryota; Metazoa; Arthropoda; Insecta; Hymenoptera; Formicidae
Gene: Ttc7
Product: tetratricopeptide repeat protein 7B
Exons: 15
Coding region: 403-3051 (882 amino acids)
Biological process (GO): protein localization to plasma membrane; phosphatidylinositol phosphate biosynthetic process
Cellular component (GO): plasma membrane
Molecular function (GO): protein binding
Source: RefSeq, a predicted model, not a curated record